AUGUCAGAUACUGAAGCUUCGAUCAAAGCCGACCAUCUCUGUGUCCUGGUGCAUGGCCUCUGGGGCAAGCCAUCGCACCUUGACUAUAUGGCAGCGGCGUUGAAGGAAAGAUACGGAAAAGAUCUUCACAUUCUAUGUCCAGAGGGAAACAGCGGCAACUUCACCUACGAUGGCAUCGAGGUGGGUGGCGAACGCGUGGUGCAUGAGAUCGAAGACACCCUAGAGAAAUUGGAGAACAAAGGGCAGAAGAUCAAAAAAAUCAGCGUUGUUGGCUACUCUCUAGGAGGUCUGGUUGCUCGAUAUGCCAUUGGGUUGCUUCAAGCCCAUGGGUGGCUAGAUAAAGUGGAACCCAUGAACUUCACAACAUUUGCCUCACCACAUAUUGGUGUGAGAACUCCCCUCAAGGGGAUAAGAGGUCAAAUAUGGAAUGGGCUAGGGCCGCGACUGGUCUCCAUAUCUGGCCAGCAGUUGUUCAUGGUGGAUUCGUUCCGCGACACCGGCCGGCCCCUGCUAAGCAUCCUCGCCGACCCAGAGAGCAUUUUCAUCCAGGGAUUGAAGAGGUUCCAAAAUCGGAGUGUGUAUGGCAACGUUGUGAAUGAUCGCACUACGGCAUUCUACACGACUUUGUUCACGAAAACGAAUCCCUUCAGGGACCUCGAAAAAAUCAAUAUUAACUACGUGGAAGGUUACGAGCAAGUGAUUGUUGACCCUGAUGAGUUCUUGCUACCGCUCAACGCAAAGGAGCCUGAAGAUCGUGCGUCUGAAACGUGGAAACAGACGAAAGAUUUUGUACACAAUAUGCCUUUUUACCUGCUUAUUCUGCUGUUACUUCCCCCCGCUUCCACAAUUUUCUGCAUCAAUGCUGCGAUUCAAACAUUCCGCAGCCAGAAAAGAAUUCGCUUGCAUGUGGAAGGCAAAAACGGUGCGCUUUUUGGGAAGUACAAGGUACCCUUACUGGUGCAAGAUAUGCAACACGUGAUGGACGAAGUCCUCGAGAAUGCCAGUGCUCGACAAGAGCCUGCCUAUCUCUCGGGAUCUGAUGUUGAAGCGUCUGACUCCCUUGAGAAGACCACCGGAAGGGGUUCAAAGCCGAUUGAAUUCGACUCAGAUUCAUCGGCAGUUUGCCAGUCCCCACCUAUUGGCCACGAUGUACCCAAGUCCCCCAAGCUCGCUCUCACACCCGACCAAUUCGACAUGAUUGAUUCUUUGAAUGACGUGGGAUUCCGGAAAUACCCUGUUUAUAUUCAUAAACACCGACACUCUCAUGCAGCUAUCAUUGUUCGAAUUCAAAAGGACAGUUUUAACGAGGGCAAACUGGUCAUGAAACACUGGCUUGACAAUGGUUUCAUGGUAUAA
This is a messenger RNA of Penicillium longicatenatum, 1356 nucleotides long. RefSeq names its product lipase ROG1 family protein. The transcript is spliced from 2 exons. Lineage: Eukaryota; Fungi; Ascomycota; Eurotiomycetes; Eurotiales; Aspergillaceae. Bases 1 to 1356 code for a protein of 451 amino acids. Gene Ontology annotation, molecular function: monoacylglycerol lipase activity. The record is from RefSeq and is a predicted model, not a curated record.